AUGCAGCGGGGUCGGGAGGAGGGCGCCCGGCGACGCGCUGCAAAACAGAACCAAGAACUCCAAGACCAAAAGCGCGCUGGCGAGGGCAGCACCGCCGCGGCCGGGCCACAAGACAAAGCUGCUGGCCCUGAAUUGGACGUUUCGAUACCAGCCGGCGCUACUGUCCCUAGCCCAUCACUUCCCACCCGAGAUGUCGCCAAUGAUCCGCCGCCAUUAUCACAGCCGCCGAGCACACCAUCAUCCGAUCUCGAAACCUCAUUCGAUCAGUCCCCAUACACCCCCGCGACGACUCCCUCGCCCCGCAGAGCACAGUCCGACUCGAGGACUGGUAAACGCAACAUAUGCACCGCCUCCAACUCCACUACCGCAAAGACGGCGAACUUACCCCAUACCACCACUAAACAUACAAAAAGAGGUCGCGCUGCUUCAGAACAAUCCUGUGAGGAUGAGAUUAUUGCAAUAGGUGAAGCUUUACUACGAUAG
Molecule: messenger RNA, 483 nt
Organism: Pyricularia grisea
Lineage: Eukaryota; Fungi; Ascomycota; Sordariomycetes; Magnaporthales; Pyriculariaceae
Exons: 1
Coding region: 1-483 (160 amino acids)
Source: RefSeq, a predicted model, not a curated record